UAAAUAAUUCGUGAGGCUGGUGUCACAUUGUAAAAAAGGGCCACUACUCAUUGAAAGCGCUUUGAGUCGGAUCGCCGAGUUGGGACGGGAGAUUUUCCGCUACACUUUCCCGUUCUUCGUACAACUGCACAAUCGAUCCAUAGAGCAAUCAUGGAGACGAAUAGUCAAUCCCCGGAGUUUGAUUUGCUGUUCAAGUUGCUGAUGAUCGGAGACUCCGGCGUCGGGAAGAGCACUCUUCUCCUAAGCUUCACGUCUGAAAGCUUCGAGGAUCUAUCCCCCACCAUUGGUGUUGAUUUUAAGGUGAAAUAUGUCAAUAUGGGAGGGAAGAAGAUAAAGCUUGCAAUCUGGGAUACAGCUGGUCAAGAAAGAUUCAGAACACUUACAAGCUCGUAUUACAGAGGAGCACAAGGGAUUAUCAUGGUUUAUGAUGUAACACGACGAGAAACAUUUACCAAUCUUUCUGAGAUUUGGGCUAAAGAGAUUGACCUUUACUCCACAAAUCAAGAUUGUAUCAAAAUGCUUGUUGGAAACAAAGUUGACAAAGAAGGUGAAAGGGCUGUAACGAAAAAGGAAGGAAUAAACUUUGCUAGGGAAUAUGGAUGCCUCUUUAUAGAAUGCAGUGCAAAAACACGAGUGAAUGUGCAGCAAUGCUUCGAGGAGCUUAUCUUGAAGAUUCUUGAUACACCAGUCCUCUUGGCUGAAGCCUCCAAGGCUAUCAAAAAGAACAUUUUCAAGGAAAAGCCACCACAGCCUAUUGAUUCAUCAAGCAAUUGUUGCUGAUUGUUUUUGGCUCCCAAUCAAAUUUCUUACAUUUUUUUUCGGGUUAAUGUAUUUAUUCUGCUCUGUUCUCACCUCACCAUUAGAAGAUCUAUCAUUACAUUUUAUGCUCAAUAUUUUGUAAAUUCCGAUAUAGCUGGCAUAUACAUAAAAUGCACAGGCCAAUUCUUUUAGUAGCAUUUCUGGCUUGUUGUCUCC
Ipomoea nil (Japanese morning glory) is the source of this 975-nucleotide messenger RNA. RefSeq names its product ras-related protein RABC1-like. The record is from RefSeq and is a predicted model, not a curated record. The transcript has 7 exons. Gene Ontology annotation, molecular function: GTP binding; GTPase activity. NCBI's taxonomy places the organism in Eukaryota, Viridiplantae, Streptophyta, Magnoliopsida, Solanales, Convolvulaceae. The coding region runs from base 151 to 780 and encodes 209 amino acids.